Knipowitschia caucasica is the source of this 510-nucleotide messenger RNA. NCBI's taxonomy places the organism in Eukaryota, Metazoa, Chordata, Actinopteri, Gobiiformes, Gobiidae. The record is from the annotation of a GenBank genome assembly.
AUGGCUGUGGUAUUCCUUGUGUGGACCUACAUGGGUGAAGACUUCCACGGUGUCCUGAGCAGAGCCCUCAGCCCCCAGACUGAACCUGAGGCUGGGGAGGGCCUGCGCACUCCGCCCCUGCAGGUCAGUAACAGCCUCAGUUCCUCUCAGACUCUCCUCAUGGAGAACGCCACAGACGCCACAGAGCUGUGGGAGUAUUAUUACGAUUAUGUGGAUCCAGUGACGGUCGACGAGACUAAACUCAGCUUCAACAAAUACCUGAUGGCUAUAAUCUUCUGGAUGGUUCUGUCCGUAUCGGAACAAAAAAUAACAUGGUCCCAAACACACCUCGCUCCUGAUCCUCUGCUCCAGAUGGCUCUGAGGGCAGACUCGGGCCCCUGGGGCCCUGGGGGCCUCUUCUUCCCUGGGGGCUCUCAGUGGUCAGAGCCUGGAUGUGGGUCAGGAACAGCUCAGUGGACGAGGCCCCGCUCCACAGCUCAUGGAUGUUUAAGUCACUCUUUCUGUAAAUGA